Molecule: messenger RNA, 805 nt
Organism: Acaulospora morrowiae
Lineage: Eukaryota; Fungi; Glomeromycota; Glomeromycetes; Diversisporales; Acaulosporaceae
Source: the annotation of a GenBank genome assembly
UAACGAUUGCCUUAACUUAUCCGAUAUGCCAACAACUCGGCUGCGGUCGCGCAAAGAGCUCCUUAACCUAGCCAGGGAUCACAUACUUGCGGCUCAACAAGAGAAAGAAAUGAAGGCGUGGGAGGGUGUGCAGCCAAUAAUUAUCGCUGAAAUGUUUCACUCGAAGCCUACAUCAGACCAUGGAAAGGUAGCAGGCAAAAUUGCUUUCUUGACGUGCGCCUGGAAUAAUCGAUUAUUUGGUUUCGAUAGAGAGAAUCACAUUGUGUCUCCAAAUAGCUACUUUACUGCUGAUGUUUCCAUCCGGCCAUUAGACCUUCCUCCAUCUCCAGCUGGCCUGAAACUUAACUCAGAUGGAGGUGCAUAUCCAACAAUAGUUGUUGAAGUUGGCAAGAGCGAAUUUCUUUCCAGUCUACAUAGUCUUUCAACAUAUUAUUUUUCUCCACGAACGAAUAUUCAGAUUUGCCUUACAAUCAAACUAUUUCCCAUUUGUCAGGACGGCACAAUGGCAAUGCCUGCACUACGCUACCUACGUACAAACCAAAAUCAAACAGUACCAGAUGUUGUAAUAUCUUUUGGCACAGCACCUCUCAAUCGUAGUGCAAUCAACUUUCUUUUAAAUAAUAUGGGUGUUCCAUCUGUUGACAUUACUGGUAUCGGGUUUGCAGCAACUAUUUGCAACGCUCCUAGUAUUCCAAAUUAUCAAUUGCAUAUUCCUGCCGUUGAACUUUUCAACGGUUCUCCUAGUGGCGUCCCUGCUAAAGCAAUUAAUAGCUCUAUUUGGAUUUAUAGGAAUUGCAAAAUAUAG